AUGGCGUUCAGGGAUGUGGCUGUGGACUUUACUUCGGAGGAGUGGGGGCUGCUGAGCUCUGCUCAGAAGACCCUGUACCGAGAGGUGAUGCUGGAGAACUAUGACAACUUCGUCUCCCUGGGAAUUCCAUUUUCUAAACCAAAACUCAUCACUCAGCUGGAGCAAGGGAAGGAGACCUGGAGAGAGGAGGAGAGAUAUCCAGGUGACUGUCCUGAACCACAGCCAGAAGUGCAGUGCUGUCCUGUCUGCCCUCUGGAUUUCUCCACCGAGAAGUUCCACAUGCAGCAUUUGCUCUGUAGCCCUGCCUCUUGGAUGUUCACAUGCCUGUGUGCCAAAAGUCAUGUCCAGUUAAGGGAUUCCUGCCCAGGGUACCAGGAGAAGCAGCAGCCCUUUCAUGAAGGUUCCUGGAGUGAUAAGUCAGAAGGUCAAGAGAAAGAUGGUACCGAACCUCUUUUGGGCAGGACAAAGAAAAGAACUUUAGGGACAUUCUCCAGGCCACCCCAGCAACAGCCAGUCACAUCCAGGAAUGUCAUCAGAGGUGUGGAAAUAGAUGCCAACCCAGCCCAGGGAGGGAUCGCAGAGGAAACAGACCAAUUCUUGAAGAGGAUAGACGUUUUAGGAUUUGGAACAGUCAACUGUGGAGAGUGUGGUCUAGGCUUCAGCAAGGUGACAAACCUUCGCAGUCACCAGAGGAUACACUCAGGGGAAAAGCCUUAUAUAUGUGGAGUUUGUGAGAAGGGCUUUAGUCUAAAGAAAAGCCUUGCCAGACACCAGAAGGCGCACUCAGGGGAGAAACCUAUUGUGUGCCAGGAGUGUGGGCGAGGAUUUAACCGGAAGUCAACACUCAUCAUACAUGAGAGGACGCAUUCAGGUGAAAAGCCGUAUGUGUGCAGUGAGUGUGGGCGAGGCUUUAGUCAGAAGUCAAACCUCAUCAUCCACCAGAGGACACACUCAGGGGAGAAGCCUUAUGUGUGCAGGGAGUGUGGGAAAGGCUUUAGCCAGAAAUCUGCUGUAGUUAGGCACCAGAGGACACACUCUGAGGAGAAGACCAUUGUGUGUAAUGAUUGUGGACUGGGCUUUAGUGAUAGGUCCAACCUCAUCUCACACCAGAGGACACAUUCAGGAGAGAAGCCUUAUGCUUGCAAAGAGUGCGGACGCUGCUUUAGGCAGAGGACAACCCUUGUCAAUCACCAGAGGACACACUCAAAGGAGAAGCCUUAUGUGUGUGGGGUGUGUGGGCACUGCUUUAGCCAGAAUUCAACCCUCAUCUCACACAGGAGAAUACACACUGGAGAGAGGCCCUAUGUGUGUACCGUGUGUGGGCGAGGCUUCAGUCUAAAGUCACACCUCACCAGACACCAGAACAUACACUCAGGGGAUAAGUCCAUUAUGUGCAAAGACUGUGGUCGAGGCUUCAGCCAGCAGUCAAAUCUCAUCCGGCACCAGAGGACACACUCAGGGGAGAAGCCCUUGGUAUGUGAAGAUUGUGGACGAGCUUUCAGCCAAAAGUCAAACCUGGUGGUGCACCAGAGGACUCAUUCUGGGGAAAAGCCUUAUGUGUGCAGGGAAUGUGAGAGAGGCUUCAGUCACCAGGCAGGUCUCAUCAGACACAAGAGGAAACACUCAAGGGAGAAACUUUAUGUGUGCAGGCAGUGUGGACUUGGCUUUAGCAAUAAGUCAAUUUUAAUUACACAUAAGCGGCUAUGUAAUUCAGAAGCGAAGCCUUGUGUAUGCAGAGAAUGUGGUCAAGGCCUUAUCCAGAAGUCAUACCUCCUCUUAUAUCAGAUGACACAUAAAGGGGAGAAGCCUUAUAUAUUUAGGACAUAUGGACAAGGUUUUAACCAGAAGUCUCGCAUCAGCAGACACAGAAGGAUGAAGCCCAUGUAUUACAAACCAGAACUGCAGGCUAACCUGGAGGCUUGUUCUGGGCCAUCUUCUGUUGCCUUGCAUGCCCUUUAUAAGUGA
Elephantulus edwardii (Cape elephant shrew) is the source of this 1965-nucleotide messenger RNA. RefSeq names its product zinc finger protein 133 (gene ZNF133). Gene Ontology annotation, biological process: negative regulation of transcription by RNA polymerase II. Gene Ontology annotation, molecular function: DNA-binding transcription repressor activity, RNA polymerase II-specific. NCBI's taxonomy places the organism in Eukaryota, Metazoa, Chordata, Mammalia, Macroscelidea, Macroscelididae. The record is from RefSeq and is a predicted model, not a curated record.